AUGAAUAUAAUUGAUAAUUUUCUUGUGUUUAUUAUAAAAAAAUAUUAUUUAUUUAUAUUACAACAAAAAAGCAAAUUAUUUAUAACUAUACUGAAAUUUUAUGGUGUAAAUUAUGAAAGCUAGAUAUUUAACAUUUUUCUCUUAUAUAGGUACAAAAUUUAGGUCUUCCGAAAAAAUAUGGCUUAAAAAUGGUCGUAACUAUCCUGACACUGAAAGCGUCCAGGGAUUAAUGGAAAUAUCAUUACUGAAAUUUAAGCCUUUAAAUUAUCCUAACCUAUUUCUGUCAAGCCGCACAGAUGGUGGAGUGCAUGCAUUGAAUUCUAGUGCACACUUUGACUUGGAAAGACAUGGAAAUCGUAUAUAUGAUACACAAUUCAUCAUUAAUGAAAUGAAUAGGUUUUUCUCAAAGAAUCAAAUAAGUAUUUAUGUUAAAGAGGUUCUACGAGUUAAUGAUGAUUUUAAUGCCAGGUUUAUUGCUACCUCAAGGACAUAUUUGUACAGAUUGGCAAUACUAAAACCGGAGGUCCAGAUUGAUGAAAAUAAUUACAGUAUACCAUCAUUGAUCCCGAUAGAGGAAUGGAAAAGGUGUGACUUUAUAAGAUCAAAAGAAUUCGACAUAGAGAAAUUCAAGGAAGGCGCUAAAUAUUUGGUAGGCUAUCACGACUUCACGACUUUCAAGAAGUUUGAUAAAUUGAAACAGAAUAAGCAUAAUCGACGUGAAAUUAAAUCCAUAGAUGUAAGACCAGGCCGACCUUGUGUCACGACAUACACGAGUCAAAGUAACAACUGUUUUAAUUAUUGGGACAUAACAAUAAAAGGACGAGCAUUUGUACAUAACCAGAUACGACGUAUGAUUGGCACCCUCAUAUCAGUCGCAAAGGGAAAAUUAAAACCCGAGGAUGUAAAAGUUAUGCUACAAGUCCCGUCCAAGCAUUCCUGGCACAGUUUCAUAACGUCUUGUCUUCCCGACGGUCUCUACCUUUGCAACGUCGCAUAUAACCCCGAAGAUUUGCUCUACGACCCAAAUAGAAAAAUUAUAUUUGAAUUGGAAAAAGAGAAUGAAAAUGAGUUUCUUGAAUGA
This is a messenger RNA of Vanessa atalanta (red admiral), 1081 nucleotides long. Its product is annotated as tRNA pseudouridine synthase-like 1. The transcript has 6 exons. Gene Ontology annotation, molecular function: pseudouridine synthase activity; RNA binding. The record is from RefSeq and is a predicted model, not a curated record. Gene Ontology annotation, biological process: tRNA pseudouridine synthesis. Lineage: Eukaryota; Metazoa; Arthropoda; Insecta; Lepidoptera; Nymphalidae. Bases 113 to 1081 code for a protein of 322 amino acids.